Messenger RNA from Diorhabda carinulata, 3299 nucleotides. Its product is annotated as protein Fer3-like. The record is from RefSeq and is a predicted model, not a curated record. Gene Ontology annotation, biological process: developmental process; regulation of transcription by RNA polymerase II. The transcript has 4 exons. Lineage: Eukaryota; Metazoa; Arthropoda; Insecta; Coleoptera; Chrysomelidae. Bases 90 to 632 code for a protein of 180 amino acids. Gene Ontology annotation, molecular function: DNA-binding transcription factor activity, RNA polymerase II-specific; RNA polymerase II transcription regulatory region sequence-specific DNA binding; protein dimerization activity.
GGAUUAGUCUGUAAACAAGCCUGAUCAGUUAUACAUUGUGUUCGAAUAAAUUUUUUAUCAGUGGGCUUGGAUAUUUCUUCUUGUUUGUAAUGAAAAUGUCAUUUCCUAAUGAUCGAGGUCCGUGGGACACAAGUAACGGUCCAGAUUAUCCAGGAUAUCCUGCCGAUAUAAAUGGAUACCCAGGAAUAUGGGAUCCACAUCACUGCCUUUCAGCUCCAAACAGUGCAUUAAGUGGAUAUCCAGAUAUUUUGACAGCAUUUAAUUCUGAUUUAGUAUGGCAAAGACAGCAAUGCGGUGGUUUAGUCCCUAAUCGUUUAGGGCGAAACGGUUCUUCAAAUGGUACACAACAACCAAAGAAGACUCGAAGAAGAGUUGCAACGAUCGCUCAAAGAAGAGCCGCCAAUAUCAGGGAACGAAGAAGAAUGUUUAAUUUGAAUGAAGCAUUUGACAAACUACGUAGAAAGGUACCAACAUUUGCUUACGAAAAACGUCUGUCUCGUAUCGAAACACUUAGACUUGCUAUCACUUACAUAAGUUUUAUGGCGGAACUUCUCCAUGGGCAUCCUCAAGAUCAUAAAAAUUCAGAUAUUUACCCACCGAGGGAAUACAUUCCAUACGGCUUGAUAAAUUAAAAUUAUACACCUGUAAUUAUUAUAACUUAUUGUAUGCUUGCGCAAUAACUGUUUCAAUGUUAUAUUCCGUAAAAUCUAUUGAUAAUAUGAAUUAAAUCUCAUCAAAGUUGGACAACUUAUAUUAGACAAUAGAUUGAAAACCAUAGUUUAUCAUUUUCCAUUAUGUAGCUGAGGCAAAAAUUGAAAUAAUUACUAUUAUUUUUCAUGAUUUAAUACCGUAAUUGAAAUAAUUGUCUAAUUUUAUCCCUCGUUACGAUUGAUAUAAUUUACAGAAAAGCCAAAAUACUUUUUUAUUGCUAAUAUUUGAAACUACAUCAACAAGUGAAUUUAACUUGUUUACUUAUUAAUUUAGCUUCCAGCCUCGAGAUGGCAGUCGACUUAGAAAUCCCUGUAUUGAAAAGUCGGGAGAUGAGCGGUCGUUCCAAGAUUGAUUGGCCUCGAGCUAAGAAAUUAAUAGCGGCUCCAAUAGGACCUAACCUAAUAUAACCUAGUGAACCGGUUCUCCAGCCAUAUGGCCGAAUAACUCAACUGCAGCUAUACCCACCUUAUAAAAAUACUCCUUGUCCUACUGAAGAAUCUCUCUCUCUUUCUAUACGAGAAGCGUGCGAACCAAUGAUAUGUUUAAAUGAUCAACCAAUGGAACCAUAGAUAUAGUACUCUAGACCACUGAAUAUAUUUUAGGUUCGUUCCAACCCAUCAAAAAACCGUCCUCGGUACGGUAACGAUUCUGAGCAAUAGAGAUUACGUGUUCCAACCGACUUGGUAUCGAUUGUGCACCGUUUCCGGGACGGUCUUUUCGAUAUUUGGUUGAUAGCACGUUGUUACAGGAAUAAUUCUAUACAGACAGUUAAAUCGAGAAGGAAUGUCCUAUUAAAGUGCCGACGAUAUAUAUUUUCUCUCUGUUGUUUAAGUUGUACAUGCUCGAGAAUGCGCAAAACCGAGAUGGAGCUUCGGAGGAUCAAAAAACGUUAAAAUUCUUUCUUUCUUAGUCGGAACAGCUUCCACUUAUAGAAACUGUUCAUAUAGAAAUAUUACAGAUACAGUGAAACCUGGUUAAUUGGGAUCUCAAGGGACCAAGACAUAUGUACCAAUUAUUGAGGGUUUCCAAUGAUCCAGUUUUCCAAUUAAGCAGGUUUAAACUUAUAGUUGUCUUAUUUACAGAGGCCCCCGCUUACAAAGGUCGAAAUGUGCCGAUAUUCCAUUUUUAGAGGUGAAAAUGUUAAUAAAAAUGCGUAUUUUUGGUGUUAUGAAUUUAGUAUAGGUAUAAAUGUACAUACAGUUGAUGACUUAAAGUAAUCGGUUAUGUUUGUUUGUACUUGAUUGCUAAUUGCUGAAACCUAUUUCUUGAUAGAAUAAAUUUGAUCAAAAAUAUUAGAAUUAUCAAUAUUUGUCAUUUCGAAAUACUUGUGUAAAGUUUCUAAAGCUUCCAUUGCCUCACGCUUUGAAAUUUUCACUGGAGUCUCUUCACAGUCUUCUUCUUCUUCUUUCUUCUUCUUCUGUGUCCAAAGAAGAAUAUAUACUACAGAGUUCAUCGCGCGACUUUCCACUAACAGAAUCUGAUUAACAGAGGUAAUUUAAUGAAAAAGAACCGGAACCUCAUUGCAAUUCUCAAUAAUAGAGGUUUCUCAUAAUUAUCCAGGUCUCACUUAACCAGGUUUCACUGUAUGUAAUUUCUAUAUUGAAAAGUUCUGCCAAUUUUAGAAAGAAACAGCCUCUGGUCUAAGGUCAGUUUCACUAUGCGGGAAUUGGUGAAACGAGAUAAAGGAGUAGAGAAAUAUAGCGAUUGAAGGAGUACGAUACAAGAAAUUGAAACGAAACUUUCUUUGUAUCUUAUUCUAAUCAUAUGUGUACGAGUAAUACUCCUAUAUGGACAGUUCUUAUGGGAAAAAAACGUCUCUACAUUACGGUAUUCAUUUUCUCUCUCGUUCGAGACACUUUAUCUAUAUGCGCAUGCUUGAAAAUUCUCUAAAAUAUCAGCAGUGAGAAAAUAAUAACUAACUGAAGGGCUCGGAGGAGGAGAUUUUAAUAUUGGAACACGAAUUUUAUUGAAAGUGCAGUCUAGUAUUACUUUGUCUAUGAUAGAGGACAUAUAUGCUUAGGACAUAUAUUCAAAUUAUAGAAGUUAUAUGAAGGCAUUAACAUUUAUAGACAUACAUAAACAAAUAUGGUCUGUUUUGUUUACAUGACACAUGACACAUGACAGGACAGACGACGCCGCGAGCAAGCGCGGGCGCCAUUAGUUUUUUGAAAGCAUAGAAUAGAAAAGGACACAGAGUUCUCUCUCUCUUCUCUGACACAUGGGCGUUAUAGAUUAUGUUCAGACUUCCAAUGCAGAGACUUUAAAUAUGCAAAAAUAGGCAACUCGUAAUGAUCUUCUAAAUAAUAAACCAAAAUAUUGAAUAAUGGACUAUCAAUUAUUAUAAUAUAACAUAAUAAUUACAAAAUUUAAUUUACCUUACGAAAUAUGUACCUUACAAAUUACCAAAGAUGUGGAUUUCAUGUCAAAAACAAUUUUUUGAAAUGAAGGAUAGAAAUAAGUUAUGUGUAGAUGAUAUGUAUCAUUCAAUGCUUUAUUUGUUGAAAUAUAUUCAAUGAGUCUUCCUUACAUUGUACCUAGUUAUAUAAUUAUAUUUAAGAUAUGAAUAUUAAAGUAUGUUCAUAAAUAAA